CUUAAUGGGAGACCCUGUCGUGAUGAUCAGCUUGUAUCCAGAUUUCUCUGGAUUAAAAGAACAAUCGCUCUCCACCAAAGGCGAGUUCAUCUUUUUGAUGGAUCGGUCUGGCAGUAUGGAUUGCAAAAUGAAUGAAGAUCCAGACUCCCUCAUGCGCAUUGAGAGUGCUCGUGAUACACUUCUGCUUCUCCUCAAGAGUGUACCAUUUGGCUGUUUCUUUAAUAUUUACGGUUUUGGUUCCCACUUUGAAUCCUUUUUCCCAGAGAGUGUUGAGUACACACAGCAGACAAUGGAGUCUGCAAUGGAAAAAGUGAAAACAAUGGAAGCCAACUUUGGAGGAACUGAAAUUUUGGCACCCCUUCGUGACAUUUUUGGAAAAGCCUGCAAACCAGGAUACCCAAGACAG
Molecule: messenger RNA, 406 nt
Organism: Polypterus senegalus (gray bichir)
Lineage: Eukaryota; Metazoa; Chordata; Cladistia; Polypteriformes; Polypteridae
Product: von Willebrand factor A domain-containing protein 5A-like
Exons: 3
Source: RefSeq, a predicted model, not a curated record